AUGCAUGAGAUCAUCCAUGUUCUUACACAAGAACGUCUUCAAGUUUGUCUUGUUAAGACAGGACCGACCACCCCGUUCAUUUCGUCGCUGGAACUUCGUCCGUUGAAGAAUAACACUUACGUCACGCAAAGCGGAUCAUUGAAUUUGUUCGCUAGAGUAUUCUUUUCACCCGGUUCAUCAUUCAUCAGGUAUGAUGAGGACUUAAACGACCGAGUAUGGAAUUCAUUCUUAAAUGAAGAAACCACAACGAUAAGCACCGAUCUUCUAGUCGAUACAAGUAACAUCUAUGAGGUGCCUCAACUCGUGGCAAAAACUGCUGCUGUUCCUACAAAUGCUAGUAAGCCAUGGAGCUUAUGGUGGACUCUUGAUGACACCACUGCACAAUCAUAUGUAUACAUGCAUUUCGCCCAAGUCGAGAAUCUAAAAGCCGAUGAAAUAAGAGAAUUCAACAUUACUUUCAAUGGUGGCAACCCUUAUUACAACUGGAUGAGGCCUGAGAAUCUCAGCAUUUCAACGAUAUUCGGUCAAAAGGCAAUAAAUUCUCCCACUGGGAAAUAUAAUUUCACUUUCGAAAUGACUGGUAACUCAACUCUUCCUCCACUUAUCAACGCCCUUGAGAUUUAUACAGUCGUAGACAUUCUACAUCUCGAGACGGAGAAGGAUGAAGUUUCUGUUAUGUUGAACAUCAAGAAGACAUAUGGUUUGAGAAAUAAGGUUACUUGGCAAGGAGAUCCAUGUGUUCCUAAGCUUUAUAGGUGGGAAGGUUUGAAUUGCAGUUAUUCGGACUCCGAGCCAUCGCUGAUCAUAUCCUUGAGCUUGAAGGCGAGCGAGUUAACCGGUACCAUAACAUCUGACAUUUCCAAGUUAACACAGUUGAGCACGUUAGACUUGUCAAACAAUGAUUUAUCAGGAGAGAUUCCAACAUUUUUUGCUGACAUGAAGUUGUUGAAACUCAUAAACUUAAGUGGAAAUCCAAAACUCAAUGACUCCGUUCCAGGCUCUCUUCAGCAAAGGAUAAACGAUAAAUCUUUAACACUAAUUUUAGAUGAAAGCCAAAUCAAAAAAGAGAGUAAAAAGGUUCCAAUGGUUGCUAUCGCAGCACCAGUGGCUGUCGUAUUCGCUCUGCUAGUUAUAUUGGCUAUCUUUUUCGUCGUUAGAAGGAAAAAUGGGAAAAGUACCAAGGCUCCAAGACCCCCAUCAGUCACUCCCGUUAUAGUUAAAAGGGAGACAAGAUCAUCCUCAAUCAUAUCAAAGGACCGCAAGAUCUCAUAUCCCGAGGUAUUGAAGAUGACUAAUAACUUUGAGAGAGUUCUUGGUAAAGGAGGGUUUGGAACAGUCUAUCAUGGUAACUUGGAUGAUACUCAAAUAGCUGUCAAAAUGCUCUCUCAUUCAUCAGCUCAAGGUUAUAAAGAGUUCAAAGCAGAGGUGGAGCUUCUUUUAAGAGUCCACCAUAGACAUUUGGUUGGACUUGUUGGGUAUUGUGAUGAUGGAGAUAACUUAGCUUUGAUCUAUGAAUACAUGGCAAAUGGUGACUUGAGGGAGAAUAUGUCAGGAAAACGCGGAGGCAAUGUACUAACCUGGGAAAACAGAAUGCAGAUAGCUGUAGAGGCAGCACAAGGAUUGGAAUAUCUUCAUAAUGGAUGUAGACCUCCUAUGGUCCAUAGAGAUGUUAAAACUACUAAUAUCUUAUUGAACGAGCGGUCUGGUGCAAAACUAGCCGACUUUGGGCUCUCGAGAUCUUUCCCAAUCGAUGGCGAAAUUCAUGUCUCGACAGUUGUUGCAGGCACACCUGGUUACCUAGACCCUGAGUACUACAGAACUAACUGGCUAAGUGAGAAGAGUGACGUGUACAGCUUCGGUGUAGUACUAUUAGAGAUAGUAACAAACCAGCCUGUGAUAGAUAAAACUCGAGAGAGACCUCACAUUAAUGAAUGGGUUGGGUUCAUGCUUACCAAAGGAGACAUCAAGAACAUCGUUGACCCCAAACUGAUGGGGGAUUAUGACACAAACGGUGCGUGGAAGAUUGUGGAGCUGGCUCUGUCCUGUGUGAACCCGUCUUCGAACAGGAGACCAACAAUGGCACACGUUGUGAUGGAGCUAAACGAGUGUGUGGCAUUGGAAACUGCAAGGAGAAAAGGUAGUGAAGAGAUGUACUCAAUGGUUUCUGUUGACUAUAAUCUCUCUUCUGCUUCUGACUUUGCUCCUGGAGCUAGAUAA
Molecule: messenger RNA, 2217 nt
Organism: Arabis nemorensis
Lineage: Eukaryota; Viridiplantae; Streptophyta; Magnoliopsida; Brassicales; Brassicaceae
Source: the annotation of a GenBank genome assembly